Messenger RNA from Aedes aegypti (yellow fever mosquito), 2508 nucleotides. RefSeq names its product zinc finger BED domain-containing protein 1-like. The record is from RefSeq and is a predicted model, not a curated record. Gene Ontology annotation, molecular function: DNA binding; protein dimerization activity. The transcript is spliced from 6 exons. Lineage: Eukaryota; Metazoa; Arthropoda; Insecta; Diptera; Culicidae. The coding region runs from base 148 to 2412 and encodes 754 amino acids.
UGCGCCACCUGAGUAAAUUCAGAACAUAGAUCGAAGACAGAAGAGUGCAAGUUCUGUGCCGGUGCGGUCGAAGAUCGCUGUUCCGGGUGAUUUUUUUUUCGCGUUCGAUAGGAAAUAAGAAAGUUGCUGCGAACAAAAGCCCGUGCGAUGGCCGCGACCGGGUUGAGUGAUGACCCUGUAAUGGAGCCCCUGGUUUGCAGCCCGUUAUCGGACGAAGACGGAACGGAUGAAGACGUUCUUCCACCCCCUAAGAGGAAAGAAUUCAUUAUAAGGAGCAGCACAAGCAAUUCGGAUGCAGAGGACGAUGAACAAACAUGCGCAACAACAUUGGGUAAAAGCUGCACGACACCUCAUUCUUCCGCGAAGAAAGGAUCUACUUCAAAAUGUACCCAACUCGUCCGAUAUUCCGGAACUCCUACACGAAAGACGUUAAACCGCCUGCUCUGGGAGAAUUUUGCUAGAACUGACCCGAAACAUGUCGAAUGCCGGCAUUGCAAAGCCUUUCUGAAAACGACGGAUGCUUCGACCACACCUUUACAUGCACACUUAAGGAAUAAGCAUAAGAUCAAGUAUAGUGAGUACUUGGCUGCAAAGCACAAACAAGAUGUAGCAAAGGUGGACAACGAGAAUGCUAUCCGUACUGCGAUUGUGGAUCGAGAGCGUACUGCAUUACAGAAGAUCAACUCUAAGCCAAAACUUAUCAACCAAAACAUCCGAGAUGCUCUAUCGCAAUGUAAAGUUCCAGCUAAAUAUGCACAAAACAGCCAAGCACAAUUGAAAGCUGACAUGGAUAUAACGAUAUUCUUAGUGACUACCAAUCAACCGUUUAGUUUAGUAGAGGAACCGGGCUUCAAGAGGUUCGUGGAGUCAAUGGACCCAAGAAUAAUUGUCAAGAAUAAAUCAACAUACACGCGUUCAAAAUGUCCACAAUUGUUGGAAAAUGUGAAGCAAGCGGUGGAAAAGAUCCUUCAAAACGAUUUGCCGUUCUGCGAUGGAAUCGCAUUUACUUCGGACACAUGGACUUCUCGUUCGAACGAUCCGUUUCAGAGUUUAACGUUGCACUAUGUAUCAAAAGAAUUUGAGCUGAAAAAAUUCACGGUUGAUUGCAAAUCCUUCCGGGGUCGUCAUACGUCAGAAGCUAUCGCCAAGUUAUGUGAUGAAAUGAUUAACUCGAUACCAGGAAUCAACUCAUCAGCCAUGAAAUAUGCUACGACCGAUUCUGGCGCCAACAUGCUGAAAGCUAUGAGCAUAGCAAAUGAAAUAACUGAUAAUCUCAAAUGCUUUGAUCAUAUUCUCAAUACUUGUGUAACCAAAGCAUUGGAACAAAACUCACUGAGAGAAGUGGUUGGGCAAUGUAAGAAUUUAGCUACUUUGACUCACCGUUCAUCUUUAUCUCAACAAAAAAUACAAAGAUCAUGUGACGAGAACGAACCUAAGGUCACUUACAGAAAGAUCAUACAACCAGUCUGUACGAGAUGGAAUAGCUUACAUGCUUGCAUGGACUCAAUUUUAGCAAUGAAGAGUCCUCUUUUAAGCAUAAAAGCUACCGAAAACGGAACAGACUUGGCUAACGCGAUCCCAGAUGAAUGCGGGUUUAAGAAGCUUGAACAAAUCAUCAAACCUUUAGAUGAAAUUCGAAGAGCAUCCGAAAUGUUGUCUGCUGAGGAUAAACCAACCAUCCACCUUGUGCUUUGCUACAUGGUGACCCUUAGUAAUCUGCAAGCCAAAUAUGGAUACCUUGGAAAAGAAUCGCUGGAACUAUGCCGAUCAUUUACGGAUCAUCUGAAUCCACGAGUACCGAAUAAAGGAAAAAACGAAUACAUCUACUGCGCGGCAAACUUGCUCCAUCCAAGGUUCAAAGGUUCAGUCAUGAAACUCGAUAAUGAUCAGUUUACCUUCGAGGGAACGAAAAACCGUUUAUUACGCGAAUAUUCUUUGCAGUACGGUGCACCAACUGAAAACUCAAUAAGUACCCAAGAUCAGCUUACUCCUUCAGAAAGCACGUCCGGCUGGAGCGAGCUCGAAAAGCUCACCAAGGAAUUUGAAGCCGUUGACAAUGUUGAAACAACGAAACAGAGUGAUGUUCAGAAGGAAAUGAAAAUCUUCCUAGAAAGCACUGUAAGAGCUGAUCACGUUGAGGUAGACGUUUUGCAGUGGUGGAAAAAAAACGAAAGGGUGUUUCCCUGCUUAGCAAAGUGUGCUCGAAGGAUUCUGGGAAUCCCAGCUACUUCUGCGCCCUCAGAGAGAGUAUUCUCGUGCAGCGGAAAUAUCAUGACCUCUCAAAGACAUCAGUUAGCAAGCAAAAACCUAGAAAUGCUUGUCUACAUCAAACAAAAUUUUGAUAAGGUCUACAUACCUAAAUGGAAGUUCGACGAAGUGGGAACAAGCAAAUGUUCAUUGAAUUAUGCUUAAUGGUUUUAAAAUCUAACCAUGUUGUUUUUUUAAUUUGUUAUAUUUUCACGUCCAACACUUUUUUAAAACAAAGAUCAAUAAAAAAGUGAAAACAAA